Messenger RNA from Cynara cardunculus var. scolymus (artichoke), 983 nucleotides. Its product is annotated as stress-response A/B barrel domain-containing protein UP3. The coding region runs from base 1 to 795 and encodes 264 amino acids. The record is from RefSeq and is a predicted model, not a curated record. Lineage: Eukaryota; Viridiplantae; Streptophyta; Magnoliopsida; Asterales; Asteraceae. The transcript has a single exon.
AUGUCCACAAAAAUGCUGUGUGCUCCGGCACGCACCCGAUUCUUACAAUCGUUUGCUCUAUCCCCGCCGCAACCUCUCUUCCGCCGCCUCAACUCUCUGGUCCACCGCCGGAGCUACUGCAAACCGAUCACGAUGUCCGCACAAGAGCAGAUCGUCGAACAUGUGGUCCUCUUCAAAGUGAAACCAGAUGUUGAAUCUAGUGAAGUGGCGGCUAUGGUUAAUGGACUCAACGGUCUGAGCUCACUCGAUCUCACCGUCCACAUCACUGCUGGAAAACUUCUCCGGUCUCGGUCGUCGUCGCUCACCUUCACUCACAUGCUUCACAGUCGUUACAGGUCAAAGGACGAUCUGCGGGACUAUGGCGUUCAUCCUCAGCACGUGAAAGUGGUCACGGAGAAUGUAAAACCGAUCGUUGAUGAUCUCAUGGCCGUUGAUUGGAUAUCUAACGACGCUAGUGUCUCGCCGAAGCCAGGGUCGGCAAUGAGAGUUUCAUUUUUGAAGUUAAAGGAGAAUUUGGGGGAAAAUGAGAAAGCUAGGGUUUUGGAAGUGAUUGGAGGAAUUAAAAAUCAGUUUCAAGCGAUUGAACAGCUAAGUUUUGGUGAGAAUUUCUCUCAUGAUAGGGCGAAGGGGUAUACGAUCGCUUCAAUUGCUGUAUUGCCUGGGCCGGCCGAUUUGGAGGCGUUGGAUUCAAAUGCGGAGCUGGUGAACUUGCAGAAAGAGAAAGUGAAGGAUUCAAUAGAGAGCGUGGUGGUUGUUGAUUACGUGAUUCCUCCUCCGCAGGCGGCUAACCUCUAAUCGAUGUUUCUCCAGGUUCUUUAGUUUUUUUUCAGUUACAUGUUGCAUUAUGCUUAAUCCUUCGUUGAAUAAUCCUUAUAUUAUGAAAUGCUCUUGCGGUAGACCAUCAAUGUAUUAUUCUGGGACUGCAAUUCGCUUGUGAAGAUGAAGACGAGUGAUUUUAAUCUUAAUUAUGCCUAUUGCAUUGC